AUGGCCUGCCUCAAGCUGGGAUCAAGGGCUGAUGUAUUCAGGAAGCAGGGUCAAGACUGGUAUUGCACUACUGGCCUUCCCAGUGAUAUAACUGUGGUGGUUGGGGAACAAUCUUUUCAUCUCCACAAGUUUCCUCUAUUAUCAAAGAGUGGCCUUCUGGAACGUCUCAUCAGAGAGAAAAUUGAGAAGGGAGAAGAUAGCUGUGCCAUUGAUCUAUCUGAUAUUCCUGGGGGAGCAAAGGCUUUUGAACUAGCUGCUAGGUUCUGCUAUGGUGUGAAGUUUGAAUUGACUUCCUCCAAUGUUGUGCACCUUCGCUGCGCUUCUGAGUAUCUUGAGAUGGCUGAAGAGAUCGCCGAGGGAAAUUUGAUUGCGCAGACAGAGAACUUCCUUACCCAGACAGUUCUCAAAAGCUGGAAAGAUUCAAUCAAGGCACUUCAUACUUGCGAUGACGUCAUUGAUCUUGCUGAAAAAUUGCAAGUUGUGAAGAAGUGCAUAGACUCAGUUGCAACUAAAUCAAGCACUGAUCCCGAUGUAUUUGGCUGGCCUGUCGCCCAGUAUGGUGGUCCCACACAGAGUCCUGGAGGGAGCUUCUUGUGGAAUGGUAUUAGCACUGGAGCAAGGCCAAGAAAUUGCAGUUCAGAUUGGUGGUAUGAUGAUGUGUCAUGCUUAAGCCUUCCAUUAUACAAGAAGGUAAUCUCAGCUAUGGAAUACCGAGGCGUCAAUCAGGACAUUAUUGUUGGAUCCCUUAACCAUUAUGCCAAAAGGCGUUUACCUGGUCUGAAUCGGCGCAAAAGCAUUAGUGAUGUCAGUAACUGCCUUUCAGUGUCAACUUUAACCACCAUGCCUUCUGAAGAGGAGCAAAGGUAUCUUCUUGAGGAGAUUGAUAGGCUGUUACCUUUCCAAAGGGGUGUUACAUCUUGCAAGCUGUUAUUUGGCCUUCUGCGCACAGCGAUCUUCCUUAAAGCCAGCUCAUCCUGCAUGUCCAACUUGGAGCGUCGGAUAGGUUUGCAGCUUGACAAGGCCACUCUGGAAGAUCUUCUGAUAACAAACAUGUCUGAAUCCAUUGAAAUGCUCUAUGAUGUGGAUUGCGUACAUAGGAUUCUUGACCACUUCUUGGCAAUGGAUCAAGAAACUGGUGGAGCUUCUCCUGGCAUUGGCGAAGAUGGGCACCUAUUGGCUUCUCCAUCUCUAUUGCCGAUUACUAUGGUUGCUAAGUUGAUCGACGGCUACCUAGCUGAAGUUGCACCAGAUGCCAACCUAAAGUUGCCAAAGUUUGUGUCUUUGGCUGCCGCCAUACCAGACUAUGCUCGGCCAAUAGAUGAUGGACUUUACCGCGCCGUUGACAUCUAUCUGAAGGCGCAUCCCCAUCUGUCGGAAUCGGAGAAGGAAGAGCUUUGCCGGGUGAUGGACUGCCAGAAGCUCUCUCUGGAGGCUUGCACCCACGCGGCGCAGAACGAGCGUCUCCCCCUGCGGGUCAUCGUGCAGGUCCUCUUCUUCGAGCAGCUGCAGCUCCGGAGCUCCAUCGCGGAGUGCCUGAUGAUCUCCGAGAACCUCGAGGGCGGAUCGAGGCAGCUUGGCAUGCCAACCUCUAGUGAGCAGCACCGUGGCGGUGUCGGCUGGCCCCUGGCCGCCAGGGAGAACCAGGCCCUGCGCGAGGGCAUGGACGGCAUGAAGCAGCGGGUGGCCGAGCUGGAGAAGGAGUGCUCCACCAUGCGGGAGGAGAUUGCGAGGCUGGGCCGCAGCAGGAGCGCCGGCAAGGGCAGGCUGUUCUCCCUUGGCACAAGGCCGCAGAUCUGCAGCACCGCCAAGGAUGCUACCCCCGCGAAGGUGACAACGGCGAGCGACGACGAGAGGCUGGCUGUGGUGAAAGUUGAUGCCACACCCCGGCUGAAGCUGAGCAGACACAAGAAGAACCUGUCCAUAGAGGCCUAG
Messenger RNA from Triticum turgidum subsp. durum (durum wheat), 1932 nucleotides. The record is from the annotation of a GenBank genome assembly. NCBI's taxonomy places the organism in Eukaryota, Viridiplantae, Streptophyta, Magnoliopsida, Poales, Poaceae.